Messenger RNA from Homarus americanus (American lobster), 10021 nucleotides. RefSeq names its product pleckstrin homology domain-containing family G member 1-like. Lineage: Eukaryota; Metazoa; Arthropoda; Malacostraca; Decapoda; Nephropidae. Gene Ontology annotation, molecular function: guanyl-nucleotide exchange factor activity. Bases 745 to 6087 code for a protein of 1780 amino acids. The record is from RefSeq and is a predicted model, not a curated record. The transcript is spliced from 17 exons.
CGCUCAGUAACCACCCAGCCGCGAGGGAGGAUGCACGCAUGCGCUCCUUCGUCACCUUCCGCUAACACACACUCACGGAACACUUGACACUGAAUUCUCUUGUGUUGUGAUGGAUAUACAGUGGUAGUGUGUGGUGUGGUGGAGGGUUGAGGAGGUGUGUUGAGUGCGUGGGGGGCGGGGAUUAUUGGUGGUUAAACAGUUGAAAUUGAAAGAAAAAAAUUUGGUGUGGGAGUGACUGACUAACUAACAGACUCACUUCUCUUCAGAUCUCCUACUCCCAUUCUCACCGUCGGGCUGGCGUCACUCUGACUGUCGGGGGAGGAGACCAACACACACACGCACGCACACUUGAGAUUCAACGAAACGUCUAUAUUUUACGGAAUUUUUCUAAGAUGGUGCGGGCAAGUAUUCCUUAUGAAGAAACCACGAAACUUGACCCGUUGGAACACCCGGUACUGUAAAGUAUGAAAACAAUUGAAAACGUUUAGAAAAAAUACAUUGAGUGUGUUAGACGUAAGUGAAUAAAAGAUAAAUGAAAGAAAAUAAAAUAAACGUUGAUGUGAACUAAAUAACAAAGGCACCAAAACUAAAAAAAUCACAUUAGAUAGAACAAAACUAGUGAAAAAUAGAGUUAAUUGGAAGAGACAUCAUCAAAACACUACAGAGAGAUAGAGAUAAGAGAAGACCUUUGUUAUCUCUUGUUCGUCGUGAGAGAGAGAUUCAAGGACACACCACACGACCACCAUGCCUUCAGGAGAGGUGAUUACAGUGUCCCCGCCCACGUCUAGCGGUGUGGGCGUGGUGGGCGGGGAGGAGGACAAGAAGGCAGUGUAUAAUGAUGAAGAGUAUGAUGAAGACUUGGCCCAGCUAGACAUGUUACUUCACUAUGUCAACAACCUGUCUGCCUCCCUCGAGUUUCUGGCCUGGGAGAACAAACGCAUAUCGACAGACCUGGUGCCGACGCUGCUUAACAUGUACGAUGCUCUCUACGCCAGGCUGAACGAAGGCACUGAUAUACCCCCACCUAAAGCGCCUGACGGAGGAGGAGGGGGUGAUGGAGGAGGAGGAGGAGGUACUGGUGGAGGUGGAGGAGUCAGUGAGGAGAAAACUGGUACUUUACUGGGACUUCAUAAUAGCAAUUUAGAUUUAAGAAAAGUCUAUCAGGAAGACACACUAUCAACCAAAGAAAAUGCAAAUAGUGGUGCUAUAGAAAACGGAUUUAAAAGUGUCAAAGAAAACGGUUAUCAAAGUGUCAAAGAAAAUGGGUUAUUAGCAGGGCAGACUUCGACAAAACGCCAAGAGAGGUUAUUUAUCGAAGAGAAUGACUUAGACAAUGAGAACCUGGUGAAUAAUAACAUCAAGUGUGAUAAAUGUGGUGUAGGCAGCAGGACACAGAGGGAGAAGUGUAGGUGUAGCGUCAAAGUGAGUCUGGCGGAAUCGAUUACUUCAAUGUUUGAGGAUAUUGAGAGAGGUUUGGACGCCGCCCCUCCACAGGGCUACGAUAACUUGGAUAAGAGAUUACAUAAGAGGGAGCAUAUCUACGCCGAGCCUCAGUUCCUCAUAAAACCUAAGGCGGCUCCACAGUGCUCUACUUCCACUUCAACCUCCAACUCAACCUCCACCUCCAACUUAACCUCCACCUCCAACUCAACCUCCACCUCCAACACCUCGUCCUCGGUAAAUAAGAACACUCCUUCACCCUCAGUCGGCUUUGACCCUCGUAAGUUCAAGGAUGUCUACCGCCCCUUGUCCUCGAUAUCAUCCUCGUCCUCGUCUUCCUCGUCAUCUAACUCACUCCCUCGAGGCCCCACGGGAGUCACGACCUCGUACUUGGCCUCGGCGGAGAGCCUCGAGGACAACGACGCUGACCACUCGGAUACGGAAGAGACCACGAGAAGACGAGACCGAACCAUCAAGUCGAGACGGGAGAAGGCACAGCGUACAGGAUGUGUCUUCCUGCCUCCUGAUAUUGACUUCACUUCAGAACUUUCAGGGUCUGGUGAUAGCGGGGUCCAGUGUAACAGCAUCAGCCUACCUGCCCCUCCUGCCCUACGCCCCCGUUACUAUGACCCGAACCUUGAUUACAUGGACCGCAUCGUCUUGGAGAUAGUGGAGACUGAGGCGAUUUACGUGAGAGAUCUCCGCGAGAUUAUUGAGGGCUAUCUGGAGUAUUGGCGACGACACUCCGAGUCUGGCAUCUCACAGCGACAAGUAGACGAUCUCUUCUCCAACAUCGAGCAGAUCUACGCCUUCAACAGAGGCUUCUUGUCUGAACUGGAGGCUUGUGGGGUGGACCCAGUCAAAGUUGCUCGCUGCUUCGUGCGCAACAACAACGGUUUUGCCAUCUACACUCAGUACUGCACCAAUUAUCCCAGAACGGUGUGUGUACUGACGGAACUAAUGCGUGGCGAGGCUUCGGUCAGAGCCUUCCGAGAGCGGCAGCUUGCCCUGAGUCACACCUUGCCUCUAGGCUCAUACCUACUGAAGCCGGUACAGCGCAUUCUCAAGUAUCAUUUACUUCUCGGCAACAUCAUAAAACAUUUUGAGAAGGAACGGAGUGGAUACUCAGAGAUCUGGAAUGCCCAUUCAGCAAUGACUGGAAUGGCUCAUCACAUCAACGAUAUGAAGAGACGACAUGAACAUGCUGUAAGGGUACAAGAAAUACAGUCUCUACUCUAUGGCUGGCAGUUUGAGGACUUGACCACUUAUGGGGAGUUGGCAGCAGAGGGCACCUUCAGGAUGUGUGGAGCAAAGGGCCUCAGACAUAUCUUCCUCUUUGAAAAAAUGAUCCUCAUCGCAAAGAAGAAGGAAGAGAAUAUUUUAAUGUAUAAAACCCACAUUAUGUGUUCCAACUUGAUGCUGAUCGAGUCAGUUCCCGGUGAACCUCUCAGUUUCCAUGUCAUCCCCUUUGAUAAUCCAAGACUCCAGUAUACUCUUGAGGCACGUAAUCUGGAGCAAAAACGGGAAUGGACGUUGCAGCUGAAGCGGGUCAUCCUGGAGAACUACAGCGCCAACAUCCCCGCACACGCCCGUCAGCUCGUCAUGGAACUUGGCCAGAGUAAACCGGAAGAUAUGCUCAUGACUGAAGGUCGUAGCAGUGGACGCCGUGCCCACCAUGCACCUGAGUACCUGGAGAAGAGAAAAGUUGAUCGCGAUAGACGAAGGUCAUCUGAAGGAGUACUUAACACAAGACUAAGACUCAGGCGUCCCAGCCGGGCUAGAAAGGAGAAAGAGGAGAAGGGAGCUCGCAGUCGCAGUGUGAGUCGCACACGAGACACUGAGGAUGAAGAAAUAGAAAGAAAGAACUCUACAGUUUCUAUCCCUUCAUCUACAGAAAAGCCUAAGUUGAAAAUUUCCAUGUGGGGUCGACGACGUUCUGAACCAGGCAUCGGGAGCAGAGAGUCAUUAACCAUCUGUAACACACCAGAAGACAACAUCCCGGACACCCCACAACCAAGCCUGGGUGAUCCAUCAAGAGACCUCACCUCUACCAGCCAAACAAACCUUCCUACCCCAGAGGUAUCUGUUGACGGUCUGUCAAUGUCUGAGUAUGAGCGUGAGGAUGGCGAAGAUGAAGCAGGUGCGGAAGAGGACACGGAGAAUGGAGAAAAUCUUGAAGAAAUUGUGAGUCAGUUAUUGCAGCACAAUCUACAACUGCAGAAGCUUCUCCUUAGUAAGCAACGUCGCAACCUGACAAGAAAGAAGCCCUUCCACUAUGAGACUUCAGACACAGAAAAUGAGGAUGGUCCGUUCAAGGGGAAUAACUCAUACACAAGUUCAGAUGGUGGUAAUACUCUAAGACAAGAGGAUGUAGGUGAUUAUGUCGACUUUUACUUUAAUGGUAUUAAUGGUGAUGGUCAGAGUGCCAUACAAAAUGAGAGUGCCAAUGUGUCCAGCAGUGAGUGUCAGUCCGUGUACAGUAGUGCUAUUUCAGUUCACCAGCUAAGUGAAAAUAAAUCGUUAUCUUGUGAAAAGAAGUCCAAACCUGUUAGACGGUCCUCAUCAGAUCUAAGUUUCAAAAAGACAGGCAGUAUUAAAAAGGUAAACUCCAAUUAUGAUAAUCUUCUCAACAUUUGGAGUUCCAUAAGAGGCAAAAGUCCAGAGAAGAAACAGAGUAGUAGUAGUAUGCUUCACCAUGCACGACUCUCUCCAGCUCCCUCUCCAACCACCAUGGAGAGACCAAAAUUACGACGAGCUCAGUCAUUCUCGAUCGACAAAUGUCUUAACAAUAUAAAUGAUAAUAUUUAUAUAUCAUCUUCCCAACUCGCACCACAACCAAAUACUGCCCCUGUGUCAAGUGCCAAGACGGGAGACGUUUGGAUACGAGACGAACUCCGUGAAAGUUCACGAGAAAGCCGAGGACGUCCCGUGACCAUAGCCUUUUACAAUACAAACGAGGUUAGCCUGAGUGCCCUGGAGCAAUACUUAAAUCAGCCACGUACUCCCAGACACACACACGAACGCUUCCCCUACGACACGGAGGAUAACCUGACUGACUAUUCGAUGACUCCCCACAUGAGUUUGGACAACAUUCUCAGCAUCCAUCCUGAACAUAAGAUUUACAAACCCUCAAAUAAUAAAUCAACAAUUAAGACAGUCUUCAAUAAAAUCACCAGUCCAAGACACAAAAGUAUAUCAGAACCAUCUGGCUCAGUGUUUAAUUUAUCCAUGGAGAGCGAGCUAGACAAAAGUGUGGAUAAAAAGGCCAGCAAGAUGGUGUACAACAUGGCUAGGCAUUGUUCCAAGACCCUGAAGGAGCGGAUCAAACAGAUAACGGCUGAAGAUGCUGAUAAGACUCCCAACAAAAAGCCUUCCCCAGAAAAUGUAUAUGCUCUGCCCAUUCACAAACAAGGUAGUUCCAGCAUCGGGGCUCGUUUGGCAGGAACGAACGAGCCUUCUGAUUAUGCAGUACCGAGGAUCAGACCCACGGAACAGAAACCUAAAUCAGACCUCAGACCUGACUCGGUUCUGUCCUCUUCUUCUAUCCUCACAUCGUCCUCGUCCUCCUCCUCCUCUUCCAGUCGGGAUACCAAGUUAAUGGAAGGCACUGAAGCCCCUAACAUGGCUAAUGUGGAAGAGGAAAAUGAGGAGAAUCAGGAAUCGCCCUCUUUUGAAAGUGAUGCUUCAGCAGACAGUUAUUAUGAGAGGUCUUUUGAGGCAAUAGAGAAUCUUGAAACUGAAAUCUUCAGAGACAGUGCCAUCUAUAGUGACCCAGAAGAUACAGAGUCACCCCCAGCCAGCCUCUAUCAAGACAAGUCAUCUACUAGUCGCAAUACCAAAUCUACAAUUUCAGUUAGGUCUUCAUCUCGCUUGUCAUCAAAAUCCUCUUUGUCAGGGUCUAUAAAACUCAGCACACAAAGUGAAAUACCAGAUACAGCACAGAAUUUAUGUCAGUCUCCUCUUCUUAAUGGUAGCCAAUUAACAGCUCAUCCAAAUUCCAGUUCUCAAUCUUCCCCUCAACCAAAGAAAGUCCCACCACCAGUUCCUGCUAAACCUGACAGUGUGAAAUCAAAGAAAAACAGAGCCUGUGGGAACUUAAUAAUGCAACAGCUAAAGAAUCUUGAAGAAUGUUCAAGAUUUAAUCGCGAUGACCAAGUUAAUCCCAUAUUUGACGGUAUUAAAACUUUAGACGAUAGACGAAAAGACUUGGAAACAUGUAAAGUUAAACUUGAAGUUGACUGUGAGGCUGAUCCUUCAGCAUCCCCCAGAGGGUCACCUGAAAGAGAGGGCUCAAGCCGUAGGAAUUCCAGAACCCUCAGGUCACCAUCCAUCAUGACCCCAACACCCAUCAUCAAAAGUCCUAUCACACUCUCCCCUCUUAACACUCUGUCUGGUCCUCCUCUUCUUAUUACCAGAUCCUCAUCAGUCCCACCAAGACUAUCUCCAUGUCCUUCACUUACUCCUGAAUCCCCCAAACCUUCUUCUCUUGGAACAGCAAGUCCCUUGGGGAGUGAGAGGGGAUCACCACUACCAUCUUGUGCCAUUAUGAACUGCCAGUCUGAAGGGGAUGAGGGUGAAGAGCCAAGAAUGCCAAGAGGUUGGGUACGACAUGUCAUCGGGAAAUUACAGGCAGAAAGUGAUGUGUAAAUUCAUUUACCUGAAUUUCUAUUAUAAGGUCUGCUGUUUUUAUUGAAACCUUAAGCAUAUGAUUUCAUUCAUUUGUAAAUCAGAAAAAAAGCUGGGAAUGUAACCUCAUUUGGUUGGAUUAUUAAGAUGUGAUGUUGCUCAAUGUAGUAUGUUUGGUUAUCAAAAGGGAAGUUCUUUGAAGCUCAAUAAGGAUUAAUGCCAGCUAUAACAAAAGCCUCCAGGUGUGGACUGUGUAUGUAACUGUCAAGAAUAUGCCUCCAUGCACCAGAGCUAACCAUGAAGAUGAUAAAGAUUAUAAAUAGAAAGGACCUCUGAUAUGAUUUGAUGGAAAAUUAAGCUUUAAAGCUUUUGUGAGUACAGUACAAUAUCAGUUCGUCAAGUUCAUCGGGUUCUGAGAAUUAAUAAUGCUUCCACGUGUGAUUUUGUUCCCAUGGCUUACAGAUGCUACAAGGUAAGAGGCGCAGACCUUCCUGCACAAUUUGUUUUUCAUUCAAACUAGUCAAAGACAAUCUUUGUAAUACAUAAGGUAAUAUUAACUCAGGUCAAAAACUUUUCUGAACAUUACUAUAAACAGGCAAGGAAUAUAAUUUGCUGUAUAAUCAUAGUAACAUCUGCAGAUAAGCUUUCAUUAAAGUUUUUGGCCAAUAUGUAUUAUUUUGUUGGUGCUUUCAGUAUGCAUUAUUGAAUAUUAAUUUCUUAAUUAACUGACAUUUGCUUUUGUGUAUAGUUCCAUGUGAUGGCUUUUAGUCCCAAAGUUCUAUGUUAUUUUCAACAUAUGAAUCAAAUUUCGUUCUUUCUCCUUUCCUGUCACUAAGUGAUUGUGUGUCACUGUUGGUGGAAGAUAGUGGCCAACUCUACACUAAUGAAGAACAUCUGAAUCUCAACAGUCAUUACUCUUUGUCCUCAUUUUCCACCACAUGGUGAAGUUUAAACAAACCUGCUCUUUGAUGCAUUAUUAGGUGAACAGCCAUCUACAUUUGUAUGUUAUGUAAGAUUUUCAUGUGUGCUUUUAUAAAGCAAAGAACCUAUGUACAGUUUAUACAUACCACAUGGUCUAAUAAAAUUUAUUAAAAAAAUUUUAUAAUCUAUAAUGUUUCUUUAUCCAUUCUAGUACAAUUAUUACAAUGUUAGAGUUUUAGGUGGCCUAAGGUAUUAUAAACAUGUCAAUAGGGCACACAAAGUAGAAUUGGAUACUGUAGUGUACACAGUUUAUUGUUUGAAAAAGGAAUUGUGGAAUUCAUCAGUUCCUAAUGUCGAUAUAUCACAUUCUUUUAUUUUUACUUAUCUCCCAAUUUAGUGUGAGGUGAGUUAUGGGUACAGAGACCUCAGAGAAGAGAACUAAAGGGAAGUAUUGAUAAAGUAAAUGUUGAAACGAACAAUGAAAGGCUCAGGCAAGAAGAGGAAACACCCACACACUCUACUGCACAUGAACUUCCCUCCAGGCUUUUGUCAAUACAGGUACAGUACAUGUAUCUGGCGGCUUCUACAUGAGGGUCAGGUUGGAAAAGAUUAGAAUUUUAACAUUUAUUUACUCACAUUAUUCUUUCUAUUAUGGAGUUCAGUACAUUUUUUCAGAUACAGUAUUUAUUCUGCCAAAUCAUAGUAAUAAGCACAGCAUUAAGAAACCAUAGACCAAUCAAGAUACAUCCAGGGAAAUCAUGACAUCAUCCACCCAUCAACUGAGGGGGUUGGUUACCAUCCUUGUCUCAUGAAAGAUGUAUAUACAGCGGCAGCAAAUUUUCCCCAUUUCCUCCCUCCUGUAAUUCACUUUGGCCCUGAGUGGAAUAAAGAGCGUUGUCUGCCAGCUGAUGACGUCAACAAAGUGAGGAGUGACUAAGUGGACUAUACUGAUCAAGAGGUAACCCACUUAAUGUUUAUCAAGACCUAACCUGACCCUAACUAACCUAAUUUUCUAACUUCAUCACAGACCUAUUUAACUUAACAUGACGUAACAUAAUGGAAAUUAAUUACUGUAUAUAACUUUCUAACUUCAGCUUGACCUACCAUAAUUUACCUUAAAGCUUUCUCAAAAACCCAUUACCUAAAGCUUUCUCAAAAACUCAUUACCUAAAGCUUUCAAAAAAACCCAUUACCUGAAGCUAUCUUAAAAACCCAUUACCUAAAGCUUUCUCAAAACCCCAUUACCUAAAGCUUUCUCAAAAACCCAUUACCUGAAGCUAUCUUAAAAACCCAUUACCUAAAGCUUUCUCAAAAACCCAUUACCUGAAGCUAUCUUAAAAACCCAUUACCUAAAGCUUUCUCAAAAACCCAUUACCUAAAGCUAUCUCAAAAACCCAUUACCUAAAGCUUUCUCGAAAACCCAUUACCUAAAGCUUUCUCAAAAACCCAUUACCUAAAGCUAUCUCAAAAACCCAUUACCUGAAGCUAUCUUAAAAACCCAUUACCUAAAGCUUUCUAAAAAACCCAUUACCUGAAGCUAUCUCAAAAACCCAUUACCUAAAGCUAUCUCAAAAACCCAUUACCUAAAGCUUUCUCAAAAACCCAUUACCUAAAGCUAUCUCAAAAACCCAUUACCUGAAGCUAUCUUAAAAACCCAUUACCUAAAGCUUUCUCAAAAACCCAUUACCUGAAGCUAUCUCAAAAACCCAUUACCUAAAGCUAUCUCAAAAACCCAUUACCUAAAGCUUUCUCGAAAACCCAUUACCUAAAGCUUUCUCAAAACCCCAUUACCUAAAGCUAUCUCAAAAACCCAUUGCCUAAAGCUUUCUCAAAACCCCAUUACCUAAAGCUAUCUUAAAAACCCAUUACCUAAAGCUAUCUUAAAAACCCAUUACCUAAAGCUAUCUCAAAAAUCCAGUCCCUAAAGCUUUCUCAAAACCCAUUACCUAAAGCUUUCUCAAAAUUCAUUAACAAAAACUUUCUCAAAGACUAUUACCUAAAGGUGUAUAAAAAUCCCAUAAUUAAAGCUUUCUGAAAACCCUAUUAUGUAAAGAAUUAAAAACACAUUACUUUAUGACAUAGGGGUUACUGGAGGGCCUAAGAAGUUAUUAAUAGAUACAGGGACUACAUGACCCACCACUAACGCCACCUGUUGAGUCGUGUGUGAGUUGCUCGGUGGGGAGUGACAGUCCCGCACAUAUAAGGCGAUGUCCUCCCCAGCUUUUGCGUUAGUUUCUCCCAAGACACGUUCGGAGAUACAUUGCCAGCGCCUCCGCCACUUCUCACUACUACCCUUCAGCUAUAUACUUAAGUGAUCAUGGCGAGGGCAGCUCCUCUGGUGGUGGUAGUUGUGCUGGCUCUAACGUUGGCGGCUCCAGCUCAGGCUGCAGUAUUGCCAGGAGGGUCGCAGGUGAUGGUGGAACCCGGGACAGAGUACCUACACGACCUUAACUCAGACCUGGUCACCCUCCUACGACAGAACCUGCCAGAGAUGCGCGACAUCCGCAUUGUUGAUGGCCCCAACGGUCCCCGUCUUGACAUGCCACUGAGUGGGUGUCGCGACUCCUUGGACUGUCACCACCGUUUCACUAAUUAUCUGGGCUUGUUGGUACGCAUGAUGGAGACUGGCAAGAGGAGGAAGUAAAGCACCAACCAUUACAGCCACGCUGGGGCUGAGGGAUAAAGAGAUGAGAGCGAGAAAACAGGAUAUACAUAAGAUCAUUCAAGUCAAAAUAACCCUGGGAACGACGUGGGGACACACUACACCAAUAACGAAAGUUUGUUUAAUUUAUUCGGCCCACGUGACCAUAAAAAUGAAACACGUUUACGACAAUCAGUGAUACAAAAAUGAGUUGAAACGGAUCGUAAGUGUAAGCUUAUUGGGACUCCUGAAGCUACAACAUUCCCUAUUUAAUAUUUGUACAAGUUUUCACUACUAUCCGUGCAGUGUAUAAUCCACUUAUAGGAAAGUUAAUAUAGAACCCCAGUUUUAAGUGUUUGUCUUAAAUAGUACGUCAAUAAACUUAAUCAUGUA